Molecule: messenger RNA, 4681 nt
Organism: Myotis daubentonii (Daubenton's bat)
Lineage: Eukaryota; Metazoa; Chordata; Mammalia; Chiroptera; Vespertilionidae
Gene: LINS1
Product: lines homolog 1
Source: RefSeq, a predicted model, not a curated record
GAAUAGGACUUCUACGCAUGCGGGAGGCGGGGCCAGCUCGGGCCGUCUGUGCCUGACGGUGGCCCGGAGGGGGCCGGCGGGCGCUGGCAUGGCGGAGGCGGAGGAUCCCUGACAGGUGGUCCAGUUUGUUGCAUAGAAAUGUAUAUUCAAGCUUUUAAAACGAAAGGAAAGGCGGGAGAGCUUUCUAGGCAGAGGGAGCCGCGUGUUAUCAAGAGCCAGAGCCAGGAGGGAACCUUUCACGUGGACUAUUCAGUAAAGGAGGAUCGGCUUCCUCCUACUUGAGCUGCAUAAAUGUUUUCACCGUAGAGGACCCGUAGUUCCUCAAAUCCCUGAGCAUGUGGUACUCGGCUGCGGUGGGGUUCUGUGGAAGAAACACCUUAGAGAUCCGUCGCAUUUCCAAGGUUCCUAUUUACCAUUUGGAAUCACCCCACUUCCUGUCUGGAAGACAGAUGUCGGCAGCCGAAAUGAAGGAUUUCUUGGAGGUUUUGGACCAGUUGUAUAAGAAGGUACUUGUGGGCGCCACACUGGAGAACGACACCCAGGAUUACAUCUGCUGUCUCCGCCCAGCGUGUUCAGAUCACAGCGGCUCUGGGACCGCCUCCUCCCAGCGUGCAAUCACCCUCGGUGACCAGGGCCAGAGGCAGCCGUCCCCUGUCCUUCCGACCACCGUUCCUGUCGCGCCUGCGCCAGGGAAGAGCAGUGCCCGAGACUUAACGCUCCUUCGGUUGACGGUGAUCCAGGUGAUGGUGACCAGGAUACUGUCCGUGGAGACUGAGUUCCGAGCAAAGGAGAAGUACAGAGAGAUCAUUGCAGUUCUUUUAAAAUCAUCGGACCUUGAUUCCCAAUUAAUCUGCAUGUUCCAGGACUCGGAUAAGUUGUUGUCUCACGUGGCUGCAAAAUGCCUCGCGUGGCUUCUGUAUUUCCAACUGAGGGAAAAGAUAACAUUAAGUAAUUCCUGGAUUGCUUUUUGCCAAAAAAAUCUUUCUGAACACUCUGAAAGUGAUAAGGUAGUUUACUGCCUCUGGACUCUUACUGCUGUAAUAAAAGAAAUCUUUAAAGAUACAUGUUCACAAAAAUCAGAGCUCCUACAGCAGCUCCUGACUCCUUUGGACGCUCCCUUUGAAGUCUUUUACAACUCCUUCUUUUCUCAGCCUCUCGACGGCCCCCCGGGCACCUGUCACUUAGCAAACACCUUGCUGGGUGUCCUGGAGCUGCUUGAACUCCUCAUCGCUUCCAGAACCCACCGGGACCUGCACUUCACCUGCCAGAGGAUUUUAUUUUUGAAACCGUCCUGUGUGCUGGAGGUCAUCACCUGGCCCGUGCAGGCUUUCGUCAAAAGGAAGUUCGUCAUAUUCCUCAAAAAGUGCCUUCUCUGGAAAGCGGGUGAAGACCUCUGCCGCGGGGCUGUCGCCGCCCCGGCGCUGCCGGAUCGGCAUUUGGAGGGGGACAUGGCGGCUUUAGCUGCUGCUGUUUUGCAAGCUGUGGAUUUGGGCUUAUUGAGGACGCUGUCUGUCCACGGAAAACCUUCCUGCUUUGCAGGCGGUGAGGUUCAGCCUGGAUGUGAGCGGCCCCCUGGUCCAGAUCACGUGAUCCUUAGAGCCGCGAGCUUGCUUGUUAUUAAAUCCUUAGAAAUCAAGAUUCAAAAGUGUGCUUCAGCCAAGGAAAUGGAAGGUGAUUUGCAGAGGUACAUGUCUGAGCUACUGACCUUCCUACAGCCUCACCUCCAGCCGUCCGUGCAGGCACACAACCCCUGCGAGUGGCUGUCUAGGGUCUUCAUAGAGCAAGAUGAUGACAUGCUGGAGGCUGCCAAAGCAUCCAUGGGCAUCUACCUCAAGCUCACCAGAGAGUAUGAAGCUGCUCAAAACUUGGCCCAAGAAAAAGAAACGUGGAACCAGCACACGCACGAAAACGGCUAUAACCCGCACUGCAUUUUUUUAUUCUUUUUAAAAAAUAUAGGGUUUGAUUCUACCGUUCUUCUCGACUUUUUGAUUUCAUCCGAAACCUGCUUCCUGGAAUAUUUUGUCCGAUACUUAAAAUUACUGCCCAAAGACUGGGAUGCAUUUUUCACCAUUUGCAAGUACUUUGAUGUAACCGAAUGUACCGAUAGCAGAAAUACUUGUGGUCGCAUCGCCUCACUUGUCCAAGACACAAGCAGCAACCACACAGAAUGCAGGCCGCUGGCUGCCCCUGGCAGUCACAGGAGCGCGCAGGCCUGUGUCUCCUGGGUGUCGGAGGCUUCCCCGGAACCACCGAACCAGGCCGCGAUCUCCCGGGAGAGCCACGCCAUGCCCCAGGCUGGCUGUCGGGCGUCCCCGCCAGCCGCUCAGAGCCUGGUAGAUUACGACACCUCCGAUGACUCCGAAGUUGAACCCCCAGACCUGUGCUCAGCAAAUAGUAAGCAGACAUCUGCACACCAAGACGCCACGGAGAAAAUUCAGGACACAGUGGGGACAGGGAGAGGUAAGAAAGAACUGAGCUCGGAGCUUCAGUCCGGGCCUACGGUUCCGAAAGAAUCCGAUACUCCUUUCUCUGUGGAUUGCGAUGAAGCCCCAAGGAACGUUGGCUGUGAAGUGGGAACGUCUUACCGAACAGUAAAGUGUUUCCAAGAGCUGCAAGCUGCCAUUUCCCGUUUGCAGAAGAAAAACCUUUUCCCCUAUAACCCGACUGCCCUUUUGAGGUUGUUAAAACAGAUCGAGGCAAUUUGUAAUAAAAGCACGAACCCUCUGUGAAACGGUGGCAUUUUACUUCCAGGAACUGUUUGUUUUGCCUGAAUGAGGUGCUAGGAAAAGAGAAAACCUCCGAAGCCUUUUCUAAAUGAAGGCUUUUCUUUUGGCCAAUUAGAGGCAGCCUGGUGACUUACAAAGAUGUAGCGAGGCCAGCCCGCUCGUGUGGACGUAUGAACCAAGAGGUCGCGGUUCCAUUCCCAGUCGGGCACAGGCCCACCUUGCAGGCUCGAUCCCCAGUAGGGGGCGUGCAGGAGGCAGUGGAUCAGUGAUCCUCUCUCAUCAUUGAUGUUUCUCUCGCUCUCUCCCUCUCCCUCCCUCUGGUACAUGGCCAUAAAGGUAGCUCUAUCCUAAAUGGAGAGAAUGUAGAUAAACAUUGCCUGGUUUUGCCUUUUCUACAAAUGGAACCCAGGCAUAUGUGUUCUUUGGUGUCUGGCUUCGUCAACAUUAUUUGGAAGCGUGUUCUAAAUUAUUUUUUUCAAUAAUGGUCACGUCGCUGCAUUUCCACGAUUAAACCUCUCCGCAUUGUCACCUGCCCUCCGCGUGUGCUGGGAUGGUGACACUGACAGACAGGCUGUUUGUCAGACUCAAACAGGUUAUGCAGGGCCUUGUGCAAUGGGCCCCAACCUGCUGCUCUCACCCGCGGUCCUCCCCCACCCAUGUCUGAGCAGCGUCACCUUGAUUUUCUUACGUAUAUAUUCCUCCAUCACGCCCCAUCUUACAUGUUGGAUCUGGGAAGCCUCCCUCAUCUAUUUUGUUAAUUCUCACCCGAGGAUAUUUUUCCAUUGAUUUUUAGGAAGAGUGGAAGAGAUGGGGAGAGACAGAGAGAGAAACAUCGAUGUGAGAGAGAGAGAGAGACACACAUCGACUGGUUGCCUCCUGCACUCACACUGACCAAGGCCAGGGAUUGAGCCUGCGAGUGAGGUAUAUGCCCUCGGCUGGAAUCGAACCCGGGAUCCUUCAGUCCGUGGGCCAAUGCUCUAUCCACUGAGCCAAACCGACUGUGGCCUCCCCCGUCUGUUUUGAACCAUUAAAUCGUACUCACUGUGUGCUCUUUCCUGUAUUGUAGGAUUUGACACAUCAUUCGACAUUAUAUUUUAGUCAUGCGUGAACAGUCUGUUUGCCAAGCUCUUUCCAUUGUCCCUAGUGAAUAGCAUCCUGUCAGUCCCACUCUGAGCACAUGACAGAUGCUGAGUAAAUACGAAGGGCUCCCUCUUUAAGGAUUUAUUUUUUUACUCCUCACCCGAGGAUAUUUUCACACAGCACAGAGAGAGAAACAUCGAUGUGAGAGAGAUACAUGGAUUGGUUGCCUCCAGCACACCCCUGACCAGGGCCCGGGCCGGGGAUGGAGCCUGCAACCGAGGCAUGUACCCCCAACCGGAAUUAAACCUGGAACCCUUCAGUCCAUGGGCCGGUGCUCUAUCCACUGAGCCACACCAGCCAGGGCUGGGAGAGCAAUUUUAGUUGGAUCCACAGGGGAGGAGGAAAGCACAGAAAGACAGCGGUUUUCAACUUCUGUCUGUUCUCUGAAUACUGGGAAUUUUUGAGUGACAGAAAGGCUGAAAACCACACCAUCACUGAAGGCCACGGCCAGGUCGGCCAGGUCACCGGGCCUCAGGUUCUGCCUGUCCGACUCCUCCCACCUCUUCUGGGAGCACACGGGGGCUGCAGUCACCAGGCUUGAGCUGCCAAGGUGUUUGGAAACUUGACCUAAAUACUGACCUUUUAAUUGGUCUCGUCCUUUAUGUAAGAUGGUGAUGCUUUAUUUGAAUGCCCUCUCGGACACUGUGGUUGAUGAAAUGCCUUUCUGACUGCUACCACAGGUCACACUAGCAAACCAAUUCUAACUUCUGAUCAUUCUGAAGAAGGUAGAGCUGAGCAAAGCCAUAGAAGCCUUUAUACGGUGUAUUCCCUCCUAAUUAAAAAGCUCACUCUCUCUAUAUAUUUAAAUAUAUUCU